Molecule: messenger RNA, 237 nt
Organism: Gloeophyllum trabeum ATCC 11539
Lineage: Eukaryota; Fungi; Basidiomycota; Agaricomycetes; Gloeophyllales; Gloeophyllaceae
Exons: 1
Source: RefSeq, a predicted model, not a curated record
UCGAGCUUUCGCCUUGACCUGUCGCCGGACCUGAAGAAACGCGGGAUCCAUGAUGCUUUUCACGCAUCCAAGCUUAGAAUUCAUGUUCCGAACGAUGACAGGCGGUUUCCCGGCCGCCAGUUGUCUCAGUUACUUGGGCUAGGCGAUGAACCGAAGGAAUGGGCUGUGGAUCGCAUCCUAAGCCACCAAGGGAAAGGCACCUCUGCCUUGUUUCAGGUGCGCUGGAAAUCUGGGGAU